UUGACGUGAAUAACAGGAAGUUCGUGAGUGCUGGACAAAGUUGUCUGCGGCUAAAGGUCGAUGCGCUCAGUGAAGUUCUAAUUGCGCGCGUACGGUGGUGAUUUUGGAUUGUCGGUACACGUGAUCGCAGGCACACACUGAAGGGCAGAAAUGAGCGUUAAACCGGUUACUGGGUAACGGAGCUCUGGCGUACCGAACCGGCCACGUGAGGCGGCACACGUCUGUUUACAGUGAAUCAGCGCGCGCGCAGCUUUGCUACUUUAACUUUGACUCUUUAACUUUGACGUUUAGGAACAGCAUUGCGCAACAUUGUUUCGACAGGUAUUUUAAUGCCGCUGGGCGCGCGCUUUCCUGCGUCGUGAAGAACUGAGCAGAGGAUGCCCUGCACGUGCGGCACGUGGCGGCGGUGGAUCCGGCCGCUCGUGGUGCUGCUGUACAUCCUGCUGCUGCUCGUAGUCCUUCCGCUCUGCGUGUGGGAGCUGCAGAAGUCAGAGGUCGGCACGCACAACAAGGCGUGGUUCAUCGCAGGCAUCUUCGUGUUCAUGACCGUCCCCAUAUCUCUGUGGGGCAUUCUCCAGCACCUCGUACACUACACGCAGCCCGAGCUCCAGAAACCCAUCAUCAGGAUAUUAUGGAUGGUUCCUAUAUAUAGUUUGGAUAGUUGGAUCGCGCUGAAGUAUCCCAGCAUCGCCAUCUACGUGGACACGUGUCGCGAGUGCUACGAGGCCUACGUCAUCUACAACUUCAUGAUAUUUCUGCUGAACUACCUGGGGAAGCAGUACCCCAGUCUGGUGCUCAUGCUGGAGGUCCAGGAGCAGCAGACACACCUGCCUCCCCUCUGCUGCUGUCCACCGUGGCCCAUGGGAGAGGUGCUCUUACUGAGGUGUAAGUUGGGCGUUCUGCAGUAUACCGUAGUGAGGCCUGUCACCACUGUCAUUGCCCUAAUUUGUCAGCUUAGUGGGGUGUACGAUGAAGGAAACUUCAGCUCCGGAAACGCCUGGACGUACCUGGUGAUCGUGAACAAUCUCUCCCAGCUGUUUGCCAUGUACUGCCUGGUGUUGUUCUACAAGGCGUUGAGGGAAGAGCUGAGUCCCAUCAAACCUGUGGGGAAGUUCCUCUGUGUCAAACUCGUGGUGUUUGUGUCCUUUUGGCAGGCUGUGUUCAUCGCCCUGUUGGUGAAGGUUGGAGUGAUUUCAGACUCUCACACCUGGGACUGGGACAGUGUAGAGGCAGUAGCUACUGGUCUGCAGGACUUCAUCAUCUGUGUGGAGAUGUUCCUGGCAGCCAUUGCCCACCACUUCACCUUCACCUACAAGCCUUACAUCCAGCAGGCAGAGGAAGGCUCCUGCUUCGACUCUUUCCUGGCCAUGUGGGACGUCUCCGACAUCCGGGCUGACAUCUCCGAGCAAGUACGCAAUGUCGGGAGAACGGUUAUGGGCCGGCCCAGGAAGGCCUAUGUCAGGGGGGAGGCGGAGCAGGACGAGAACACCGGCUUGCUGUCAGGUGACGCCCAGGACCCCACCCCCGAUGACUUGCCCACGUCUCCCCCAGGCCUCUAUCAGGGCAUGGGCCACACGCCCACUCCUUGUGCAGACAUGUGCUCCACACCAUGGAAGGGCGACGCAGAUGAUGUAGCCAGCGUGCUGUCCAGCGACCCCAAAAACCCUCCCAGCACAGAUUACGCUGCCAUCACUUAGCCAGACUGCCAAUGCAGGUAACAUGCGCUGAGAGGACAAGCGUCAUCUGCUAUUUCCUACGACCGAGUACCGUCAGCCCCGGUAACUAAUGUUCACACGUGACUUGUGGUUAACAAUGUUUUGCAGGUUUUGGAUAAAGGUGGCAUUUAGGCACAUGUGGGACCCAGAUGUCUGUUUUGUUACGAUCUGAGCAGGAACCAUACAGCUUAUCAUUAUCAUUUAACUUGUAACCUAGCGAUUGUGCUUUACGGACCACCGCGGGAAGAAUUUCAAGUUUCUUCUCUUCACGAUUUUUUUUAAAGUCUUGUUUGGCCCAGUAAGUCACUCAACUCUCUCUGGACAUUAGUUAUGAUCACACUUCAUCUGCUGAUGGAGGCAGUGCUGAUGUGAUGAGUGUGUGCUGGGUACACAUGCAGAGUGACCCUGCCCGCAACCUCGCUUUGUGUAGCUCUUAAAACUGCCUCAGCAUGAACGGGCUGUGUGACCUCAGCACCAUGACACUGAGCAGAUGGGAGGAAGUCUAAGACUUAGCAAAAGUGCUUUUUCAACUGUAGCCUCAAAAUAAAGUUUUCUGACACUA
Messenger RNA from Electrophorus electricus (electric eel), 2277 nucleotides. It is a transcript of the gene tmem184c, whose product is annotated as transmembrane protein 184C. NCBI's taxonomy places the organism in Eukaryota, Metazoa, Chordata, Actinopteri, Gymnotiformes, Gymnotidae. The record is from RefSeq and is a predicted model, not a curated record.